Molecule: messenger RNA, 2877 nt
Organism: Mytilus trossulus (common blue mussel)
Lineage: Eukaryota; Metazoa; Mollusca; Bivalvia; Mytilida; Mytilidae
Product: DNA ligase 1-like
Exons: 12
Coding region: 150-2363 (737 amino acids)
Biological process (GO): intracellular mRNA localization
Cellular component (GO): ribonucleoprotein complex; nuclear outer membrane-endoplasmic reticulum membrane network; endoplasmic reticulum
Molecular function (GO): mRNA binding
Source: RefSeq, a predicted model, not a curated record
UUUUUAUGAGCUUUAUUGAUCAAAUGCGAUCAUGUGACACAAACAGAAAAAUGGUGUCCUAAGUUGACGUGUAUUUACAUUUACGAAAAUGUAAAAGGCACCUGUUGGCAGGGUAACCAAACUGUCUCUUCUGGACAAAUGCAAAAACUAUGGAUGACUCGGCAGAGUCAAAGGACGAUGCUGAUAAAGAAAUUUUAGGAAAUUCUAACUCAUCCUUGGAUCUAAAGAAAGUAAAACCACCCAAUAAGAAAAAACAUGAAGAUGAGGUGGAAAGUCUACAGAACAUCAUUAAAGAGAAAGAAACUCUUCUUAGAUCUCUAACUGCAGAAAACUUCCAGAAUUUUUUGAAGGCUACCAGAGCAGAAAAACUGGCUGUGAUUGAGAAACUGAAGAAAAUUGAUACUGAUCUCAAGGCAUUCUCUCAACAGAUUACAAAGAAGAAAGGUAUACAAGACCAGUUACAGUCCAGACUACAUUACAGAAGUGACGUGAAAAUAGAUGAUGCAAUAAGACGAUUAGAAUGGCAGUUAAAGAUUCAGAACUUCAAAAUGACAGAGGAGAAGAAAAUCGUAGCAGAAAUAGACAGUCUCAAAAGAUCAAAGAAAGACCUCAGUCAGUUUUUAGCAGCAAAGAAAGAAGUGGAUGAAAUAAGAGAAAGACAGCGGAGAAUGAGAGAAGAAAGAGAUAGAUAUCAAAAGAAUGUGAACCAACUCAGGAACAAAGAAGACGAAACAAAGAAAUUAUUAGAAGAGAAAAAGAGCAAGUUAUAUGUAUUGAAGAAAGAGAUUGACAAAUUGUACACAAGAAAACGUCACAUGAUCCAUGAAUUCAAGCAGCAUGAAAAAGAAUACAAUGAGGUCAAAGACGAAAUGAAGAAACAAAAGAAACGUGACAGUUUUAAACGGAAAGAAGAAAGCAAAUCUCAUAUGGAGGCUUUCCAGAAUGAUAUUGAAGAGUACGGGUUACAGAAAGAGCCAUAUGAAGAUGAAAUCAAACUAUGUAAUACAUUGAUAAAUUACCUGCAGAAAUUCCAGGUUGCAGAGGAUGAGGUGGAAGAACCAUCUAAAAAUACAGGUGUAGUUGAUGAAUUAGACGAUGGCAAGUAUAUAUUACUGAAAAAGACAGAAGAUACCGAUUAUUCCAGUGUACGUCCAACCAGAAGACGAUCGAGUAAAAAGGGCAAGAAAUUUAGUGUUACAAAGCCUAUUACACAUGCACCACAGAUUUUCUCCCAGUUUGCCUCCUUGAUGCUAAAUGCACCUUCAACCAUUCCAGAAAUAAUUGUUUCCUUAGAACAGGUCCAAGCUAGAAAGACAUUUUAUGAAGAAGGUGGACCUAUUCCUACACAACGUAUGGUGACUCCAAGUAUUGAGGAACAUAGUGCAAGUGAGACGGGGAUAUCAGCCACUGAAUCAGCCAUGUGUGAAAUGUCUCGACAGGUUAGCAAUACUGAGAGUAAUGAUAACCCAGAGGACUCAUUCUUUGUGUUAGACGAACUUGUAAAACUGUCUGGAAACGAUGACAACUUAUCUGACAAGUCGGAAGACACACUGGCACGUAGUAAUUCUGAUUCUACAGACCGAGGUCAUUCUGAUGUCGAUAAUUCCGAACUGUCUCCCGAAAGUCGUAAAGGCUCUGAUGUUUCUGAAUGUGAAAGUACAGUUAUAUCUUCUGAGUCACUUAAGAACCAAUUGGCGAAUAGUUCGAAUCUUAAGACCAGUUCUAAUUCAGUUCCAAAAACAAGUUCAGAAUUACUUCAAAUAUCCACUGGCAGUUCUAUAGACAGCUGUUCUAACGAGGACCAGACACAAAACAUUCCAAAAAUAGAUGCAUGGACAAUUCCAAGAUCUGUUUUGAUGACAGAACCAGAAAGUCAAAAUUCUAAAUCAGGAACAAUCCAAAAUUUGUCUAAAACAGAUUCCGUACAAUUUGUAAAAAAAGACGUGGCCAAAUCUGGAAACACAAAAUUACCUUUAUUUCAUGAUGCAGAAUUUCCUACCUUAAAAAAGGACAUGUACAAAAAACCAAAUGUGAUCAAUAAUGAAUUUGAACAUUUGACAGAGUUUGACCAAAAUGCCCUAAGAGAAAUAGACUCUAACACAUUUGAUCAAACCCCCAAAAAUAAUAACACAUGUUGUAAGACCAACUCUGUUAUAGACGAUGACUCUGUCAGACAAACUGACUUCAUUGGAAAUAGAAAAUAUAAGGACACAAUAUGUAGACAGGAUGAUAGUUUUGUUGUAAUAGAUGAUAAUUCAAAUAUCCAUGACCUUGCUGAAGGCUCAAAUGGCGACCAUAAAAAUAUAUGUGAUGACUAUUGUAAUACACAGGAUAGAAAUAUUAUAUUUUCAACACAUUUGUAAUACACAAGACUGACAUAUUCUAUUUUCAACACAUUUGUAAUACACAGAUUUUCAAUACAUUUGUAAUACACAUGUUCAGGAUAGGCAUAUUUUUUUGUCAACUGAUUUGUUAUUUGUACAAUGUAGGGUUGUUUGUUUAUCCGUCUUUAAAUGGGGAUGGAAUAUCUGAAUAACAGAACCUGUUUGCUUGAAGUAAAUACACAGAGACAUACAUUAAGUUUUUGUAGCAAAAUCUUUUUUGGUGUGUGUUACACAUAUACAGUGUGCUGGUCAUAGUCUUUUCAAAAUAAAAUUUACAUAGAAUGUUUUAACAGGUAUUUUAUUUACUAAUUAGAUUAUAAUUUACAGAAAGUAGUGCUAUUAUUUUAACUGUGAUUUUCUAUAGAUUUGGAACCCUCCUUUUUAAAAUGGCUGGAUCCACCCCUGUGAAGAAAUUUUUUAUUAUGUCAAUCAAUCCACUGGAAACACUUGAAGUCCAAUUCAGUGCACCUUUCUUAAUUUGCUAAUACAACUA